Vicia faba (fava bean) is the source of this 282-nucleotide messenger RNA. The record is from the annotation of a GenBank genome assembly. NCBI's taxonomy places the organism in Eukaryota, Viridiplantae, Streptophyta, Magnoliopsida, Fabales, Fabaceae.
AUGCAAGCUAACAUUGAUGGUGAACUGAAUUUCGCUAGUGAUGGAUGCUUGGAUAUUGUUGAACAUGACAACACAAUUGUUGAUGAAGAUUCUGAGUUUGAAGAAGUUGAAUACGUUGAUGAAGAUGCAAAUGAAGAUGGUGAAUUUGACGGAGACGAAUCUCUUGUUGUUGACAACAUUGCAAAUAUGGACAUGUUUAACUUGCAAAAUGAUGAUGUUUCGAAGCUACAAUUGGAAGUCUGGAAAUUGCUUACAAGUUUUACUGUUGAUUUGCAAAGAUGA